Tarenaya hassleriana is the source of this 979-nucleotide messenger RNA. RefSeq lists its product as uncharacterized. NCBI's taxonomy places the organism in Eukaryota, Viridiplantae, Streptophyta, Magnoliopsida, Brassicales, Cleomaceae. The transcript has 3 exons. The coding region runs from base 146 to 766 and encodes 206 amino acids. The record is from RefSeq and is a predicted model, not a curated record.
UGUUCACAUUUCUUUAGGUUUACAAAAAUAUCCAAAAAGAAAACUAUGUUGAAUAUAGACCCACUUCCCCUUGAGCUCCAGUCUCACUCCACCGCCAAAGCUAAAACACACAAGCGCAGGUUCCAGUGAAGCGAGAGAGACGAUAAUGGCGGUCUCCGUCUCCAUCCUCGCCGUCGUCACCUCCCUUCACCUCAUCGCCUUCGUCUUCGCCAUCGGCGCCGAGCGCCGCCGUAGCACAGCGGAAUCGGUACCGGACCAGUACGACGAAGCAACGUACUGCGUGUACGGAACGGAGGCGGCGACGGUGUACGGAUUGUCGGCUUUCGGGUUGCUUCUGGUUAGCCAGACGGUGGUUAACGGCGUUACGAAGUGUCUCUGCUUCGGGAAGGGUCUCGUCACGGGCACUUCCUACACCGUUUGGGCCAUCGUCUUCUUCGUUGUCUCUUGGGUGAGCUUUCUUGGAGCCGAGGCAUGCUUGUUGGCUGGAUCAGCAAGGAACGCUUACCACACAAAGAGCAAAGGCAUAUACAAGCAGAAAGACCUGUCGUGUGCAACUCUACCCGUCGGGGUAUUUGCCGCUGGAGCAGCUCUAACUUUAUUGUCUUUAGCAGCGUCGAUUCUUUACUACCUGGCUCAUGCAAAGGCCGACACUGGUGGGUGGGAGAAGCACCGGAACGACGGGGUAGGCAUGGCCAUGGCCACGGCCACGGCCACUGACACUUCAGGUACUCAGAAGCAGCAUAACUCCGAGCUGGAGAAGGCUUAAUAAAGCCUUGGAUUCAUUUGCAGGGCCAAUGUCACUCCAUGUGUGGCUUUCAGCUUUUUAAGAUAGGAGGAUUAGAUACAGAGCCAAUGUCAUUCGUGUUGUAUUGGGGAUAUGUAUGUGUAAUAUCAGAAAUGUAGUCUGGUGUAAUAUGGCAUGUUUCAGGGAAUAUAUAUAUAUAUUGUGUUUGGUUCUCAUUGAAAAUGGUUAUGAUCA